This is a messenger RNA of Pieris rapae (cabbage white), 630 nucleotides long. Its product is annotated as zinc finger HIT domain-containing protein 1. NCBI's taxonomy places the organism in Eukaryota, Metazoa, Arthropoda, Insecta, Lepidoptera, Pieridae. Gene Ontology annotation, cellular component: Swr1 complex. Gene Ontology annotation, biological process: chromatin remodeling. The transcript is spliced from 3 exons. Bases 125 to 586 code for a protein of 153 amino acids. Gene Ontology annotation, molecular function: nucleosome binding. The record is from RefSeq and is a predicted model, not a curated record.
AUUUAGACGAGACACAUCUAUUCAUAUCAUCUGAUAUUGUAGAAACUUUACAAGCAAGAGUUGAUGAUUUAAUGGAUCAAUUAAGCAUACCUGUACAUGAUAAGGGAUUGUAAGAAUAAUAAAUAUGGCAUCAAGAGAAUCAGGAAGAGUAAAGGAUGCAGAGAAAAGAAGAGUACUUGACGAUGCAGCAAGAAAAAGACGCGCACGUAAAGCUGUGGAAGCCCUUGAACAGGAUAACUUCCAUGAUGAUCCACAUGCGGACCUGGUUAUGUCAAAGAAAGUACCAAAAUUUGCUGAUUCUAAUGAAAAACCGACAAGAAAGAAAAAAUCAAGAAGUGCAGAGUACUAUAAAUUAAGGUUUAGGAAGACAUUUGGACAGUUAGUUGAGGAAGAGGCUAGUUUUAGACCUGAACCUCCAAAUUAUUUGUCUGCUCAAGCACCACCUUCUAAAUUUCCUGACCGUCACUUUUGCGCAGUGUGUGGUUUUAUUUCAAACUAUACGUGUAUUUCUUGUGGGGCUCGAUAUUGUUCUGUAAAAUGCCUUGGAACGCACUUGGACACGAGAUGUCUGAAAUGGACGGCAUAAAAUAAAUGUCUUAAUGUAAUAAAAGUUAUUUUCGCACUACCCAA